Molecule: messenger RNA, 1008 nt
Organism: Monomorium pharaonis (pharaoh ant)
Lineage: Eukaryota; Metazoa; Arthropoda; Insecta; Hymenoptera; Formicidae
Exons: 2
Source: RefSeq, a predicted model, not a curated record
UUAUUUAUAGAGAUAGACAUUUGGAAAGAUACUAAAUUUCUUUUAACAAUUAUUCGAUGGUGUACACUAUGCAUUGCAUGGAAGAGAAACCGACGUAAAAGAAGAUUUUGGGUGAGACUUAUCAAUGAAAAUAGAAUUCAACAAGAAGAUUAUCUUGCAUUAUUUCAAGAACUAAAAGAUGAUAGUAUAAUGUUUUUCUGCUACACUAGAAUGACAGUAGAUACAUUUUACAUGUUAUUAGAAAUGAUAUCUUUAAAACUUCAGAAACAUCAUUGGAGAGCUUUACCACCUGAAUUACGUUUGUCUGUAACACUUAGAUACCUAGCAACAGGAGAUCAUAUACUAUCCAUAGCACUAGCAUAUCGUAUUGGAGAAUCAACAGCAUAUGCUAUUAUAAAAGAAACUACUGAAGCUAUUGUAAAUGUGUUAUUACCUUGUUUUGUGCAGCUGCCAUCUGAAACUGAAUAUAAAAAAAUAAGUACAGGAUUUCUUGAUAAUUGGAAUUUUCCAAAUUGUCUUGGUUCAGUUGAUGGCAAAUAUUGCAUUAUUCGAGCUCCUUUACAAUCUGGUAGUUUAUACUAUAAUUAUAAAAAAACAUUUAGUGUAGUAUUAAUGGCUGUUUGCGAUUACAAUUAUAAAUUUACCUUAGUUGAUGUUGGAUUCUAUGGUAGUCAAAAUGAUGCAAGCAUAUUUUCUGAAUAAGAAUUUGAAAAAUCUCUUAAAGAAGGAAAAUUGAAUGUGCCAAAAGGAAAAGUUAAACUACCAGGAAGUGAUAAAUUAACUUAAUAUUUUUUUAUUGGAGACGAAGCAUUUCCAUUAUCAACAAAUUUUAUGAGACCUUUUCUCUCAUCUAUUUAAAAAUUGCUUAAACGGGCUUGAUGAUUAAAUGAUUAAAAUCAACCAACGGGAUUAUAGUGAAGCAAAAACUUGGCAUGCCCGGCUUAAAACGCUCGACUUAAAAUGAUCAAUGUUAUACAAUAUGAAAAUUAUUUGUACGAAUAAAAUAAU